Molecule: messenger RNA, 1551 nt
Organism: Aspergillus tanneri
Lineage: Eukaryota; Fungi; Ascomycota; Eurotiomycetes; Eurotiales; Aspergillaceae
Product: fungal specific transcription factor domain-containing protein
Exons: 3
Coding region: 1-1551 (516 amino acids)
Biological process (GO): DNA-templated transcription
Cellular component (GO): nucleus
Molecular function (GO): DNA binding; zinc ion binding
Source: RefSeq, a predicted model, not a curated record
AUGAAAACAGCUCUUGAUUCCCUACCUCAAACGAUCGGUGGGCCAGAUACUGCAGAUGUACAGGGCUCAUGCCUGAGAAUGUUUGAAAACUCAAGCCAGCGACUUAUUGUGCAUCAGUCAAUGGCCAUUGAGGAAUACUACCUUGGCAUCACAGGGUUGAACAUGCGAUGGGAAGUCAUUGGAAACAUUCUUAUAUUAGCUGCAGUGACUCUCCUUGACAUUCCUGACACUCGCCAAUUGGACUCUGACCAGAGCCAGGAUAGCUCAGGACUAUGUCUUUUAGGGAAGCUGCUCUCAGCUGCUGAUCGCUGCAAGAAACUUUGUAGUAAAGAAGAUGGAAAUGAGCUCACUAUAUGCUUCUAUUAUAAUUACUGUAUAUUGGCGACCUUACGACAUGACGACUCUGGUGUGAAUCUCUGCCCCUUGGAAAACGUGAGCGAUGCUAAUCAACAUUUAGUGAGAGAACUCUGGAGUAAUGUCAGUGACCUAGCCACCGUGAUAUAUUCAGGUGGCUACAAUUUGGAUCCCAAAGACGGAAGUCCUCUGUUCCUGAGACAAUUACGCCGACGAUGUUUUGCCGCAACUUUCUUUGUCGAUAAAACCGUGGCAACGUUCCUGAAGCGGCCACCCUUAAUCCAAAGUCGCUAUUGCGACCUGACACCUCCUUUUGACUUCGACGAAGAUGAGAUGGCUAAGGAUGAUUUUUUUAUCGGUCCUACUGCACAACCUGUGGAUCAGAAUGGCUGGGCCAUGGAUCGUGGAAAGUUGAGACCGAUCACAUUCAUCCGAUUCCGUUUUAUUCUGGCCAUUAUCCGAGAACAAGCUCUGGAAGUGGUAUUGACUAUAGAUAAGCAGAACCUCGCAGAACAGGCAGCUCGCGUUCUACAGGAAGCAGAGACCACAUGGAAUGCUCGCCCAGCUUCCAUGCAUUACAGCUCGACUCUAUGGGACCAAGGCCGUGACCAUGAGGAAGUAUGGUCUUUGAUGCUACUCCAUCUGGAUUACUGGUAUUCAAUUUUCCUUAUUUAUAUGACUGUUGUGCAGCACACCUCGACCAAGCCACCAGCCAUUUAUAGCACGGCAAUGGAGCUCCUGUCAACGGUCCUGAUUAUUAAUCGGCAGCGAAUCCGAGUUUCUGGCCUAAGGACUGAUCUCUCUUGGGCGUUCCUCUUUUACGGACUCCCAAGUGCAGAGCUUCUAGCUCACGAGCUUCUUCGGGAAUCACGAAAUCCCUCCUCGCAAAACGCCCAACUGCCUCAUUCGGAGCUCAUCAGGAACCUCAGUGUAUUCAUGUCCUGCCUUGACUGGGUGGCAAUGCCGGCGCAUCGCAACCAUGGGCUCUGCAAACAAGCCGCAAUAAAACUCGAAGGGAUCCUCGACCAGACGCUAAAUCCUCGCUUUCAACAACAGCAACUUGCACAGUCAAUCUUGACUGCUGAUGGUUUUGGCGGCGAUGGAGUGAGUAAUCUCGACUUUUCAUUUGACUGGUGUCAGUUUUCCAAUUGGGAUCCGGCGCCAGGAUUAUCCGCUCUGUACAAUAUUUCGGGUUAG